AUGGGGACCGGCAGCGGUGACUAUUACAUGGUUAAGAAACUCUUAGAGGAAAAUAGCUCGGGCGAAAUGAACAUAAAUUGUGUGGAUGUGCUUGGACGAAAUGCUGUUACCAUAACCAUUGAAAAUGAAAACUUGGACAUACUACAGCUUCUUUUGGAUUAUGGCUGCCAGUCAUCGGAUGCACUUUUGGUGGCUAUUGACUCGGAAGUGGUGGGAGCUGUUGACAUUCUACUUAAUCACCGACCAAAAAGAUCCUCCAGGCCAACCAUUAAACUGAUGGAACGCAUUCAGAACCCAGAGUACUCGACAACAAUGGAUGUGGCACCUGUCAUUUUAGCUGCUCAUCGUAACAACUAUGAAAUUCUUACCAUGCUGUUAAAGCAAGAUAUAUCAUUACCCAAACCUCAUGCUGUAGGCUGCGAAUGCACACUGUGUACUGCAAAGAACAAAAAAGAUAGUCUACGACACUCCAGGUUUCGUCUUGAUAUCUAUCGGUGUUUGGCCAGUCCUGCUUUAAUAAUGUUGACAGAGGAGGAUCCAAUCCUGCGAGCUUUUGAACUUAGUGCAGACUUGAAAGAAUUGAGCCUUGUUGAGGUUGAAUUCAGAAAUGAUUAUGAGGAGCUAGCUCAACAGUGCAAAACCUUUGCUAAAGAUUUGCUUGCACAAGCACGGAAUUCACGGGAGCUGGAAGUUAUUCUGAAUCACACAUCUAGUGAUGAACAUGUAGACAAGCGAGGAUUGUUGGAAGAGAGGAUGAACUUAAGCCGCUUAAAACUUGCAAUCAAGUAUAAUCAAAAAGAGUUUGUUGCUCAGUCUAACUGCCAGCAGUUUCUAAACACUGUAUGGUUUGGACAGAUGGCAGGCUAUCGGCGCAAGCACACAUGCAAGAAAAUUUUGACUGUUUUGAUGGUUGGCAUUUUCUGGCCAGUUCUGUCCCUGUGUUACUUGUUAGCCCCUAAAUCUCGAGUAGGUCGAAUAAUUCACACUCCUUUUAUGAAGUUUAUUAUUCAUGGAGCUUCAUACUUCACAUUUCUGUUAUUACUUAAUUUGUACUCCCUUGUCUACAAUGAGAAUAAGAAGAAUACAAUGGGACCAGCCCUUGAGAGGAUAGACUAUCUUCUGAUAAUAUGGCUAAUUGGAAUGGUGUGGUCAGAUGUUAAAAGACUCUGGUAUGAUGGUUUAGAAGACUUUUUAGAAGAAUCCCGUAAUCAGCUCAGUUUUGUCAUGAAUUCCCUGUAUUUGGCAACUUUUGCCCUCAAAGUCGUUGCCCAUAACAAGUUUCAUGAUUAUGCUGAAAGGAAGGACUGGGAUGCAUUCCAUCCUACCCUAGUGGCAGAAGGUCUUUUUGCUUUUGCUAAUGUUCUUAGUUAUCUGCGUCUCUUCUUCAUGUACACAACCAGCUCUAUUCUGGGACCACUCCAGAUUUCAAUGGGGCAGAUGCUACAAGAUUUUGGAAAAUUUCUGGGCAUGUUUCUUCUUGUCUUGUUCUCGUUCACAAUUGGAUUGACGCAACUUUAUGAUAAAGGAUUUACUGUAAAUGAAGAAAAGGACUGUGCGGGGAUUUUCUGUGAACAGCAGAGCAAUGACACAUUCCAUUCGUUUAUUGGCACAUGUUUUGCUCUGUUCUGGUAUAUAUUCUCCCUGGCACAUGUAGCAAUCUUUGUCACACGUUUUAGCUAUGGUGAAGAAUUACAGUCUUUUGUGGGUGCUGUUAUUGUUGGCACCUACAAUGUGGUGGUUGUGAUAGUAUUAACUAAACUCCUUGUGGCAAUGCUUCAUAAAAGUUUUCAGCUGAUAGCAAAUCAUGAAGAUAAGGAAUGGAAGUUUGCUCGUGCCAAGCUUUGGCUUAGCUACUUUGAUGACAAAUGCACGCUACCUCCACCUUUCAAUGUUAUUCCCUCUCCCAAGACUAUCUGUUAUCUUUUCAACAGUCUCAGUAAAUGGAUCUGCUCUCAUACAUCAAGUGGCAAAGUGAAACGUCAGAACAGCCUAAAGGAAUGGAGAAAUCUGAAGCAAAAGAGAGAUGAGAAUUAUCAAAAGGUGAUGUGUUGCUUAGUCCACCGUUACUUGACUUCCAUGAGACAGAAGAUGCAAAGCACGGAUCAGGCAACUGUGGAAAACCUAAAUGAACUGCGGCAAGACUUGUCAAAAUUCCGAAAUGAAAUGAGAGACCUGCUUGGCUUUCGAACUUCUAAAUAUGCUAUGUUUUAUCCAAGAAACUAAGGCCUAACUUUUAAACAAGAAGUGUGUACUUUUAGAUACCUAUAGGUGAAAGUGUUGACCUAAUUCUGUUGCCAGACCAAAUAGAAAAGGAGAUUAUUGCACAACAAUACGAUUUGAAAAUGUGUUUGCAUGAGUUGCAGCUAGAUGCAGAAGUGGUGGAAAUAAAUGCAAAAACAGAUACAGUAAUUUUCUUAAGCUCUUAAUCUUAGUGUGUAUAUAAAAUUUGUAUAUAGGAGUUUUUUUAAUGUUCCUCAGACUGUGGCUGUCAGGUGUCAAGAGCUUCAGAACUAGCACAAUGUGUUUAUUUCUUCUAUUUUUGCUGUUUGUUCCUUUUUGAUACUUGUUUUUUCAAGUUGUGGGAGAAGAUAGGCUUUUUAAGACAAAAGUCCAGCCUAUGUUUAUUUUUAAUAGAAAAGUCAGAUAUAGAAUAAUAGAAAAUUUCCAGCACAGUUGGAAAUUAUGUUUGACU
Nipponia nippon (crested ibis) is the source of this 2692-nucleotide messenger RNA. Lineage: Eukaryota; Metazoa; Chordata; Aves; Pelecaniformes; Threskiornithidae. The record is from RefSeq and is a predicted model, not a curated record.